Trichosurus vulpecula (common brushtail) is the source of this 1350-nucleotide messenger RNA. RefSeq names its product zinc finger protein 501-like. The record is from RefSeq and is a predicted model, not a curated record. The coding region runs from base 1 to 1350 and encodes 449 amino acids. The transcript has 2 exons. Lineage: Eukaryota; Metazoa; Chordata; Mammalia; Diprotodontia; Phalangeridae. Gene Ontology annotation, biological process: regulation of DNA-templated transcription.
AUGGAGCUAUUGACAUUCAAGGAUGUGGCCGUGGAAUUCACCAAAGAGGAGUGGCUGCAGAUGACCCCAUCUCAGAAAAAGUUGUACAGAGAUGUGAUGCUGGAGAACUAUAGGAACUUGGAGUCUUUGGGAUUUGCAGUUUCCAAACCAGAUGUGAUCUACCAUUUGGAAAGAAAGGAAGCAUCUUGGAUGCCAGAGGCAGAUAUUCCCAGAAGCAGCUGUCCAUGGAGCAGAGAAUUUACUGGCGAUAAACAUCCAGAAGAUAAUGAAUGUGGGAAGGACUUCAAAGAUAAGACAUCUUUGUUAAAGCAUAAGAGAUUUCCUAUGGGAGAAAAUCCGUAUGAAUGCAGUGAAUGUGGGAAGGCCUGCAGGGGUAAGACUCAGCUUACAGAGCAUUACAGAAAUCAUACUGGAGAGAAACCUUAUGAAUGUAGUGAAUGUGGGAAGGCCUUCAGAUAUAAGACUGGACUUACAAUGCAUCACAGAAUUCAUACUGGAGAAAAAGCUUAUGAAUGUAGUGAAUGUGGGAAGGCCUGCAGGGAUAAGACUCGACUUACAGUGCAUCGUAGAAUUCAUACUGGAGAGAAACCUUAUAAAUGUAGUGAAUGUGGAAAGACUUUCAGGAUUAAAAUACACCUUACAGUGCAUCACAGAAUUCAUAGUGGAGAGAAACCUUAUGAAUGUAGCGAAUGCGGAAAGGCCUUCAGAUAUAAAAGGGAACUUACGGUGCAUCAUAGAAUUCACACUGGAGAAAAACCUUAUGAAUGUAGUGAAUGUGGGAAGGCCCUCAGGGGUAAGAGAGAACUUACAGUGCAUCAGAGAAUUCAUACUGGAGAGAAACCUUAUGAAUGUAGUGAGUGUGGAAAGGCCUUCAGAUACAGGAUUCAACUUACAGAGCAUCACAGAAUUCAUACUGGAGAGAAACCUUAUGAAUGCAGUGAAUGUGGAAAAGCCUUCAGAUAUAACACACUUUUUAAAAAGCAUCACAGAAUUCAUAGUGGAGAGAAACCUUAUGUAUGUAAUGAAUGUGGCAAGGCUUUCAGAGACAAGACACAAUUUACAGUGCAUCACAGAAUUCAUAGUGGAGAGAAACCUUAUGAAUGUAGUGAAUGUGGGAAGGCCUUCAGUACCAAGAAGUCCCUUGCUCUGCAUCAGAGAAUUCAUACUGGAGAGAAACCUUAUGAAUGCAGCGAAUGUGGGAAGGCCUGCAGGGAUAAGACUCGACUUACAGAGCAUUACAGAAUUCAUACUGGAGAGAGACCUUAUGAAUGUAAUGAAUGUGGGAAGGCCUUCAGGAGUAAGUCACACCUUACUGUACAUCAGAGAAUUCAUUCAGGAAAGAAACCUUAA